GUCAUUGCUGAAAUGUGUGCUGUUAUUUGUGCUUUUUAAAUGGAAUGUCUUCUCCGCUCAUUUUCUUCCUUAUCAUUCCUGUUGGGACUUGGCUUUUUCAGCUGGGCAGUUUCCGAAGCCUUUCCUGACUGAUCUAGUUUCUAUGACUGCACCUCCUUAGCACUCAUUUGCUCAGUAUGUUUUGCAUUAUCCUAUUAUUGCAGAUGGCAAUGAAACUAUGAUUGUAAAAAAUCUGGUUCCUUUUCUCUCCCAUUUGGAUACAAAGCUUAUGCAGAGGGCUGGUAAGUGCUGUCUUGCCUGCAGAAGACAUUUUGCAAAGAAGGUAUUAGAGGCUUGAGCAUUAGUAAACUCCUGGACUCUAGGGAGGCAUCCCAAAGAUCUAGUCCUGUCCCUGCCCAUAAUUCCCUGCGCUAUGUCCCUGGGUGAUCUCAUCCUCUUUUUGCUUCAUCUUCUAUGACAAUUUGGUGCCUCCCAAAUAAAUACAUUCAGCCCAUUCCUCUCCCUGAGCGUCAUACCCAUAUAUCUCAACUUAAUCCUUGGAUCUUCCACAAGAAACUUAAUCUAACUGUGUUUUAAUCUGAAAUUAUCCCUUUUUUACUUACCAUUUUGUCCCCAGAUUAUGUCUCCUUGUAUAUUCCUCCUUUUGGUUAAUAGGUAUUUCCAUAUUAGAAAUCUUGGUCGGUGUCCCUCUUUACUCCCUUCUCAUUCCCCAAAUGCAGUGAAUAAUUAAGUCUAUGGUCAUGAUUUCUUCUGGUUCUUACUCCUUUCCAUCCUCUUUGUUCUGCCUUUAUUCAUGCCUCAUCUGUCUCUCUUGAAAUUCUCAUCUCUUUCUCUUCUACUGAUACUUCAGGGGACAGAAAGGUUGUUUUCAAAAAACACCAGCACCUCCACUAUUGCUGUGCAGGUUAUAUGUUGCACAAAGGUGCUGCAUUCACACUUUAGAAAUGUAUGCUUGUAUAUUUGCCAUGACAAUUUUCUGGCAAAUGGCAGUAAAAUGUAUUGUUCUAACAUCAGUAUAUUGUUACAGUUAAGUAAGAAACCUUCUAAUACUUAUAAAGGUGCCUAUGGACUAAAGAACAUCCUCUGUUCUUACACCUUUAGUUCUCUGCCAGGCAAACUUGUUCUCAUUUUUUAAAAUCCAGCAUAAAUAUCCUCUCAUGAAGCCUUUUUUGAUACUCCUGCAAGAGGCAGUCAUUCCUUCCUUGAGCCAAUGCUGUAUUUGUUUACUACCUUCUCACAGUGCUUAUCACAUUAUAAUAAUUAGUAUAUGAGUCUUCCUGCCCAUUUUUGUACUCCAUGUCCCUCAGGGAUAGCGACAAUGUUUAAUCAUUCUUUGAUCCUCAGCAUGUAGCCUAAUGUCUGGCGUAUAGAGUAUAUUAAUAAACAUAACACAUAUUUGAUUGCUUAGUAUGAUUCAGGCACAGAAGUAAAUACUUUACCAAUAUGAUCUUAUUUAAUCUUCACAACAGCUGCAUGAGUCCUGUCAUCAGUACAGUUUACAGAGUAAUGAUGCGGGUGUGCUGGUUGGUGAGGCAGGACAACUGGCACCAGCGAAUCAAACUUCCACAUUUGGAAAUAGUCGUGGUUGGGCGGGGCCCGGAGACUAAGAUCACUGACAAGAAAUGUUCACGACAGCAAGUGCAGUUGAAAGCUGAGUGUAACAAAGGAUAUGUCAAGGUAAAGCAGGUAGGGGUCAAUCCCACCAGCAUUGACUCAGUCAUAAUUGGGAAGAACCAAGAGGUGAAGCUGCAGCCUGGCCAGGUUCUCCACAUGGUGAAUGAACAUUAUCCAUAUAUUGUAGAGUUUGAGGAAGAGGCAAAGAACUCUGGCCUGGAAGCACAGAAGAAGAGAAGGAGGUCAGGCAGCUGUAAUUCUGUAGAAAGAGAAGCUGUCCAGGAAACUGGGCCCUGUGCAGGACUGGAACCUGGGAGCUACCCUAGUGAAUGUGCUGUGCCCCCAAAGAAGGGGAAAGAUGCAUCUACCAAAAAGGAAUCAUUGGGCCACUGGAGUCAAGGCUUGAGGAUUUCUAUGCAGGACCCCAAAAUGCAGGUGUACAAAGAUGAGCAGGUGGUAGUGAUUAAGGAUAAAUACCCCAAGGCUCGUCACCACUGGCUUGUCUUACCAUGGGCCUCCAUUUCCAGUCUGAAGGCUGUGACCAGGAAACACCUGGAGCUUCUCAAACACAUGCACACUGUAGGGGAAAAGAUGAUUGCUGAUUUUGCUGGGUCCAGCAAACUCCGCUUCCGAUUGGGCUACCACGCCAUUCCCAGCAUGAGAGCCUGUGACCAACAGAGCCCUUGACUACAGAGCCAUUUUCCUUAGUCAUCAUGGUGUCUGUACCUUUCAUAUAAUGAAUGCUGGUGUGCUAAGGAAAAUGCUGAAAUCAAGAGCUGUGGCAUUUGUGGGUGAGAAGCAAAACGAACAGUGAAGUUGUCACCAGCGUAUCUUUUUAUGAUCACUAUGAUAAAAUUUUGAAUAAACAUUGUAGAAAGGAAAAGGUAACAUAGUUUUUUCAGUUGUAAAAGCAAUAUAUUUUCAAUUUAGAAAACAUAAACAAAUAUGAACAGAGCAAAGAUCUUCCAUAAUAUUGCCACUACUUAAACUCUAGACCUGAUUCAGAUUUCACAUAUUUUCCCUGUAAUCAGUUUCUGCUCCAGGAUUUGUAAUCUAGGAUCCCUCAUUGCAUUUGUUUGUUUUCUUUCUUUGGUCUCCCUGAAUCUAUGGCAGUUUUCUCCUCCUUUCCUUGUUUUAUGACCUUCACACUUUUGAUGAGUUCUGGCUAGUUUAUAGGAAGGAUGUCUCUUAAUUUGAGUUUGCCUGGUAUUUUUUCAUGAUUAGAUUGAUGUUAUGCUUUUUAAAUUAUUUUUUUUGCCAAAAUAUCACAGAAGUGAGAUGUGUCCUCAUAUCAAGGAGUGCAUGAUGUGGAGCUGGUUUUUUACUCAUGAUGUUAACCUUGAUCACUUUGUUAAGGUGAUUUCUCUACUAAAAGUUGCUGCUUUUUCCUUUGUAACUGAUGAAUAUCUUGAAUAUUUUGAGGCUGUGCUACUAUCCUCUUUCUCCUAAACUUUGCCCAGUGAUUUUAGCAUCUACUGGUAGAUCUUGCCUGCAAUAGUAAUUACUAGGGAGUUUAGCUAAUGGUGAUCUUACGUUUCCCUCAUUCCUUCUAAUUUAUUAAUAAGAGUUCUUCUGUAUGGAAGUGCUAUCUUUUCCCCCCAUUAUGUAUUUAUUCAAAUAUUUAUUAGUAUGAACUCAUGGAUCUGUAUUAUUUUUUAUAGGUCUUAAUUCAAUCUGUCUAAUUAUUUUCUUGCUCAAAUUGUUCCAGUUUUGGUCAUUGAAAGCUCCUUGAGGUUGACUCUUGUAUCACUUUGACAUGCCUUCAACAUUUUUUGAGAGGUUUGUUAUUUUCUGAAACAAAAUAUUCUAGGCUAAUCUAAUUUUUUCCUGUUCUAGCCCUGGAAUGAACCACUUCUCUGAAGAGCCCUAGUUUCUUUCAUUAGAGAAUGAUAUUUACAAAUCAAGAGAUGGCCAGUAGGUUUUUAUAAUGAGAGAAGUAGUGGAUUCUAGCAUAUCAUUGUUCCUAGGUCCUCUCAGCAGACAGAGCUAGGAAAUACAUGCAUCAAUCUUAACCCACAUAGAUACACAUACCUCUGUUACAUUUCUGGAUUUAUCUACCUGUAUAUGUAUAUGGUAAACCAGAGGCCAUGAUGAUACCUCUCAUUCCAGUCCAGCUGCACAAGGUUCAUUCUUGUCUCCCCCUUUUCUUCAUUGUAACUUCUUUCUUUAACAGUGAGAAAUCUGGCACUCAUUAGGUACAAUAAAUUCACUUAUUUGUUCAACUGUAGUAUACAUAUAUAGUAGUUACAGAAUUGCUAACUCAUAUUCUUGUGAGAAUGACAUUUACUCACUACAGCAGAGUAUUUGUAUAUAGCUCUUUUUAUUUUUACAGCAAGCAUCAGUCAGAUACUAUUUUCUGAAGUUAGUUAUUUUCUUCCUGACCUCCUUCAGUGUGAGUUCCUUAUUUAUUUGUAAUACAGUUAGGUUUAUUUGUUACUGCUUGUAUUUCAUUUUGGGUACCCAUGUACUGGUUGAUUUUGAUUAUUUUUUGGGGGAAUGUGAAAUAUUACCGAUUCUGAGUCAAAGCUAUACAAAAAGGCAUCUUACUUGGCUUUUAGCAAGUCCAAAAAAGAACUCUUGAUUGUCUUUCCUAAACCUGCUUUUCCCCUAAGCUUCUCCAUCUCAGUGAGUGGCACCUCCCCAAACUCACAUCUAGUCCAUUAGUAAGUCCUGUUCAUUCUAUUCCAAAAUAUAUUUGAAAUUGGAUUGCUUCUUGUCAUCUUACCUACUAUAGCUCUAGUCUAAGCUGUGAUUAUUUCUGGUUUGGACUGCUGUAGCUGCCUCUUAACUGGUUCUCUCUCUCUCUCUAUCCUUACCCUCUCUAUAGUCCUUUUUCCACACAAUAGCCACAGUGAUUUUUUAGAAGUGUCAAUCAGAUGAUAGCACUCCCCUGCUUAAAAUUAUUCAAUGGCUUGCCAGUGUAAUCAAAAUAAAAUGCAAACCCUUUGAAGACCUGUAAGAGCCUUUAUGAUCUGGCUCUUACCUAGUCUUUACUUUGUCUCUAACCAUUCUGGCCAUAUUACCUUCUUUCUGUUCCUUGUUUGUACGAAGCUCCUUCUCAUUUCAGGGCCUUUGCACUUGGUCUCCCUACUCCCUGAAACACUCUUUCCCCAGAUCUUUGCUUGCCUGCUUUCUCAGCUCAGGUCACUGCUUGGGAGAGACCUUCCCUGAGUACUCUAGCUAGUUAAAGAGACAGACUUUAUCCUUGAUAUUCUCUUCUACCUCUCUAUCCUAUUUCCCUGUUGUAUUUUUUUCUUAGCAGUGUUAAUAACUUGAAUUACUUUUAUUUACUUAUUUUUUAUUGGCCCUCAUUAGAAUAUUUCUAUGAGGGCAGAGGCUUUUCCCAUUUUGUUCACUGCUAAAUUCUCAGUGCUGGAACAGUGCUUGGCCCUAGUAGGUACUUAAUGAGCUUUAAAUAUUCUUAAGUGAAUGAAUUAAAUUAGAUGGAAACUCUACCGAUAUUUUAUAUACCUAUACUUUUAAUGUGUCAUUCUGAUUAAGACACAGUUUUUAAUGGAUUUAAUGGUCAAUUUUUUUCCCUUU
This is a messenger RNA of Manis javanica (Malayan pangolin), 5157 nucleotides long. The record is from RefSeq and is a predicted model, not a curated record. Lineage: Eukaryota; Metazoa; Chordata; Mammalia; Pholidota; Manidae.